Messenger RNA from Pipistrellus kuhlii (Kuhl's pipistrelle), 2193 nucleotides. RefSeq names its product cell adhesion molecule 4 (gene CADM4). The record is from RefSeq and is a predicted model, not a curated record. The transcript has 9 exons. Gene Ontology annotation, biological process: negative regulation of peptidyl-tyrosine phosphorylation; regulation of Rac protein signal transduction; regulation of wound healing. Gene Ontology annotation, cellular component: cell-cell contact zone. Bases 87 to 1253 code for a protein of 388 amino acids. Lineage: Eukaryota; Metazoa; Chordata; Mammalia; Chiroptera; Vespertilionidae. Gene Ontology annotation, molecular function: vascular endothelial growth factor receptor 2 binding.
GCAGGGGGGCGGGGCGGGGGCGGGGCCGCGGCGCGGGCGGCGCAGGUGCCGGGCCGGGAGCGAGCGGCGGCGGCGGCGGCGGCACCAUGGGCCGGGCCCGGCGCUUCCAGUGGCCGCUGCUGCUGCUGUGGGCGGCCGCGGCGGCGCCAGGGGCGGGACAAGAAGUACAGACGGAGAACGUGACGGUGGCCGAGGGCGGGGUGGCGGAGAUCACCUGCCGCCUGCACCAGUACGAUGGGUCCAUCGUUGUCAUUCAAAACCCGGCCCGCCAGACCCUCUUCUUCAACGGCACCCGCGCCCUGAAGGAUGAGCGUUUCCAGCUUGAGGAGUUCUCCCCUCGCAGGGUGCGGAUCCGGCUCUCAGACGCCCGCCUGGAAGACGAGGGAGGCUACUUCUGCCAGCUCUACACCGAGGACACCCACCACCAGAUCGCCACGCUCACCGUGCUGGUGGCCCCGGAGAACCCCGUGGUGGAAGUGCGGGAGCAGGCGGUGGAGGGCGGCGAGGUGGAGCUCAGCUGCCUGGUCCCGCGGUCCCGCCCGGUUGCCGUUCUGCGCUGGUACCGGGACCGCAAAGAGCUGAAAGGUGUGAGCAGCAGCAGGGAGAAUGGCAAGGUGUGGAGCGUGGCGAGCACCGUGAGGUUCCGCGUGGACCGCAAGGACGACGGCGACAUCGUCAUCUGCGAGGCGCAGAACCAGGCGCUGCCCUCGGGGCACAUCAAGCAGACGCAGUACGUGCUGGACGUGCAGUACUCCCCCACGGCCCGGAUCCAUGCCUCGCAAGCUGUGGUGAGGGAGGGGGACACCCUGAUGCUGACGUGUGCUGUCACGGGAAACCCCAGGCCAAAUCAGAUCCGCUGGAGCCGCGGGAACGAGUCUUUGCCGGAGCGGGCCGAGGCGUUCGGGGAGACGCUGACGCUGCACGGCCUGGUAUCCGCAGAUAAUGGCACCUACUCUUGCGAGGCGUCGAACAAGCACGGCCACGCGAGGGCGCUCUAUGUGCUCGUGGUCUACGACCCCGGUGCGGUGGUAGAGGCUCAGACUUCCGUGCCCUACGCCAUUGUGGGCGGCAUCCUGGCGCUACUGGUGUUUCUGAUCAUUUGCGUGCUGGUGGGCAUGGUCUGGUGCUCGGUCCGGCAGAAAGGCUCCUACCUGACCCACGAGGCCAGUGGUCUGGACGAGCAGGGAGAAGCGAGAGAAGCCUUCCUCAACGGCAGCGACGGACACAAGAGGAAAGAAGAAUUCUUCAUCUGACCCCGUCUCUACCCCAGGCCUGGCCUGGGCGAGGGGCCACCCCACUGCCAGCUGCAAAGACAUUGACCAGAGUCUGAGAUGGUGGGCAUCUCUCCCCGCCACUAACACCUCAGACGUUUGGGCAGGGAUGGGGGUGUCAAAUGCCUGGGUCUCUGCGAGGGCCAGAAGCAAGGUCCCAGGGGCCUGGGGUCCCCCGGGGGGGAGGGGCCAAAGGUCCAGAUCCCCCAAGUCCAGGGAGGGCGGUAGGGAUCGGGUUAGGGAAAGAUAACUGGGGGAAGGCCAGGGCCCCUAAGCUGCAGAACCAGGUCAUGUGGGGGAGGGGAUCAGAUUUUGGGAAGGGUGGGGUGGGCAGGGCAGGGAAACACAGAAUUCUUUGGGGGUCCGAGACCCCAUGCCAGCCAUUGUAGGAGCUCCUUAGAGCUCUGGGCACCUCUUUGCAAAGCCAUGUUUGCACGGUGGGGGUAAGGGUGGGGGGGAGGGUGUGGAAACGGAUUCUGUGUCUUUGUGUCAUAACGUUGAUGGAGGUGAGGGAGACAGCCCCGGCCCUUUUCCCCAAUCCCCCUUCCCCAGGUCCCAGCUUCCCUUCCCUCUACCUUCUCCCCCCACAUCUGUCCUAUCUCUACUUGUCUCUGUCCACCCACUCCUGGGGGGCCUCCCCCAGCUCUCCUCCAGGCGCCCCCCCAGGGAGGGGCAAAGGAGUGUAGGGAGGGUGUUGGUCUCUAUGGUUUUAUAUAUAAUAUAUUAAAAAAAUAAAAAAUCUGUAUGAAAUAUCAGAUUAUGCCCUCCUCCCCCAUUCCUGGCUUUUGCCCCCUUUUUCUUGUUUAAAAAAAGACAAAACAAAACAAAACACCACCACACAACAUUUUUGUAUGGGGCAGGGAGGGGAAUGGGAAGGGGGUUUGGCAAUCCCACUAACCACCAUUAAACUGAGGAGAGAACA